GAUCAGUGACUCUUGAAGGUAUUGAAAAUUUGAAGACUAACAUAGCCGUGAUUCAGUGCAACCUUGAGAAGAUAUUUCCUCCAUCAUUUUUUGAUGUUAUGGAGCAUCUUGUUAUUCACCUGGCAAGAGAAUUGGAACUUGGUGGUCCUGUGCAGUAUAGAUGGAUGUAUCUGUAUGAACGGUAUAUGUUCCAUUUGAAGAAGAUGGUGAAAAAUUUAAGUAAGGUGGAAGGUUCUAUAGUUGCACAGAUGAUCAAUGAAGAAACUUCAAACUUUGCCGAGUACUACUUUCCAACAGAAGUGCAGACCAAAAACAGAAGACCUGCUCGGCAUGAUGAUAGAGGCGAACGGGCAACAUAUCAUGUUACGGUUCCAGACAUCUUCACAGAUGUUGGACGACUUAGCGGAAAACCAAAGGACCGUCGACUUACUGAGCAGGAGCGCAGUCAUUUGCAAACAUAUUUGCUCACCAACUGCGAAGAUAUUCUUCAAUAUGAGAGGAUUUUCAUGGCAGAAAAGCGGUUCGAAUAUAGAUACGCCACAGAGGAGGCUCUAGAAGAACUGAAGCAGAGAGAAUUUGCUGGAUGGAUGCUUACUUAUGUGUCUGCUGGUAUGGCCAGAGGUGAAACAUUUGAUGAUUGGAUACGCGAGAUGGUGCGUGGACCAAAGUAUGUUGUGAAGUCAUAUCCGAGAUUUUGUACUCGAGGAUAUGCAUUCACAACGCAAAAGAGGAGACGUUCGAGCACGACUUAUGAUGCUGGCGUUUGUUCUGCAUCAGGAGAUGAUGUAUACUACGGAAACAUACAAGAGAUUAUGGAAAUCAAGUAUCCGGGCAUGGUUGGAUUGCGUUGUACUGUUUUCUUUUGUGAUUGGUACGACAACACUCCAGAUCGAGGUGUGAGAACAGAUGCAUUUGGUGUUACAUCAGUACAUUCGAGGCGAAAGCUGCAAUAUUAUGAUCCUUUCAUUCUUGCUUCUCAGGCCGAUCAGGUAAUUAAAUAUACAUAUGUCAAUUAUUCAGAAUGAUUCAUCAUCAUGUGUAUUAUUCAAAUUAUUUUUAAAUGUUACAGGUUUGUUAUAUCAAGUAUCCCCGGGUUAGGAACAGAGAUGAUCCAUGGGUCACCGUUACAUCACUCAACCCGAGAGGCCGAGUUCAGGGAAGUUCUGAGCUGGAAGACCCACUACAACCAAGCACAUCUGGCAACUUAAGUGCAGCAGAAGAUUUAGCUGCAGUUGGCCUUGUAGUCGAUUUAACCGAUUUCGCAGAGGAAGCCGUCGUUCACGUAGAGGAUGAACCAGAGAUUGGAGAGUUUCACCAAGAUCCAGAUUCAGAAUCAUCUGGUGAUGAUGACUCCGAAACAGAGUAGCAUCGCCUUUUUUUUUUUUUU
Raphanus sativus (radish) is the source of this 1387-nucleotide messenger RNA. RefSeq lists its product as uncharacterized. Bases 99 to 1025 code for a protein of 308 amino acids. The transcript is spliced from 3 exons. The record is from RefSeq and is a predicted model, not a curated record. NCBI's taxonomy places the organism in Eukaryota, Viridiplantae, Streptophyta, Magnoliopsida, Brassicales, Brassicaceae.